Penicillium canescens is the source of this 648-nucleotide messenger RNA. Its product is annotated as MADS-box domain-containing protein. The record is from RefSeq and is a predicted model, not a curated record. The coding region runs from base 1 to 648 and encodes 215 amino acids. Gene Ontology annotation, biological process: regulation of transcription by RNA polymerase II. NCBI's taxonomy places the organism in Eukaryota, Fungi, Ascomycota, Eurotiomycetes, Eurotiales, Aspergillaceae. The transcript has a single exon. Gene Ontology annotation, molecular function: RNA polymerase II cis-regulatory region sequence-specific DNA binding; protein dimerization activity; DNA-binding transcription factor activity, RNA polymerase II-specific.
AUGGGCCGUGUACGCAGAGCCAUUGUCAGCUUACAAAAUAAGAGAUCUCGCCUAACUACUUAUCGGAAGCGCUCCGCGGGGGCAAUGAAGAAGCUUCAUGAGCUCAGCGUUCUUUGCAACCAGGAUAUAUUUCUCUAUAUUCGCGACCAGGAAACUGGGAAGCUCCAGACAUUUGCAUCAUGUGAUGAGAAAUUUGUACCCGACUACGAUGUAAUCAGUCAAGAAGAUCGCAAGGGCCCUAAAGAUAUGCAGAUAUACUAUACCCAGGCCCAAAACCAGAAACAGAACCAGAAACAAAAGCGGAACCAGCAGGAAACCCAAUCGAACCAGCAGCCGAGCGACAAGUCGGAAAACCAAUGGAACAUCCAGUGGAGCAACCAGCCAGUCAAUCAGCCGCACAACCAGAACCAUGGCCCGAAAUGGCUAUCUUCUUCGGCAGGCAGCGAGGAGCACAAACCGGCUCAUUCGGUGACUACGCCCCAAGCGCCACCUCGACUAGACCGUCGUGGACAGCGAAACCAGGGUUCUUCGGUAUGGAACAUUGUUUCGAACCCGAGAAUCAUACAACCACUUAGCAGCCUCAUGUCCCAGAGUGAGUCUUGCCAGAGGACAUUCAAAGCCACAUUACGAAUAUUUACUGCAAUUUAG